Molecule: messenger RNA, 1915 nt
Organism: Cimex lectularius (bed bug)
Lineage: Eukaryota; Metazoa; Arthropoda; Insecta; Hemiptera; Cimicidae
Product: microfibrillar-associated protein 3-like
Exons: 3
Coding region: 376-870 (164 amino acids)
Biological process (GO): synapse organization
Cellular component (GO): neuron projection membrane
Source: RefSeq, a predicted model, not a curated record
UCUACAAUGAUGGGCAAAUGAAUAAAGAACAAUUAUAAAACCAAGAAAAUAUUGAGUACAAUGUUAGAAUGGCUAUCAUCUCCCAUUGCAGUGUUUCAUUAAUUCGUUUUAUUUCCUAUACCUCAUUCACUGUGCAAAAUUACGUUCAGUAACAAUUUCCUUCUUUAGAAAGAAACAAAAAAAACAAUUGAUAAUCCCACAUUUAUGAUAUCACGUGCAAAUUCCCUAGAAAGCAGUGGUACAGACACGUUCAAGCUUAGGGGGAAAACAAGAUGCAUAAAUAAAUCACUGAUUCAAUUGUGAUGCUGUUUGAAAAAGUAAGACAGGAAUCUGGGAAUUUGAACGUGAAAUUUUUAUUGCAUUUGAGAUGUCUGAAUGUUGACUGUAUUAUUAUCCCUUGUCUUCUCAGAAACCAACCCGGUACAAAUCGGCACAACAGCUCUCACAGGCCCAGCUCCACAAGCGGCCCAGGCUAGCAUCUGGGGACCAGAUGACGUUUACGUGAAGAAGGGCAGCACGAUCAGCCUCACGUGCUCCGUCAACGUGCACUCGAGCCCGCCUGGUUCCGUCCUCUGGUAUCAGGGUUCGAGCGCCGUGGACUUCGACUCUCCGAGAGGCGGGAUUUCCCUGGAUACGGAAAAGACGGCGUCCGGGACGACGAGCAAACUCCUGGUCACAAAGGCAUCACUAUCUGACUCCGGAAACUACACUUGCGUACCUUCAAAUGCCAACCCUGCGUCUGUCUAUGUUCACGUUCUCAACGCCGGUGAGUAUCCAGCGGCAAUGCAGCACGGAGAACACGGUUCAGCAUCAGUCUACAGCAUCUGCCUCCCGCUAUUAGUCAUCGUCCUCAGCGCCGCCAUCAGGUGAUGGUGAUUUUAGUACUCGUCGGCCAAGAAAUACGUGUUCCCAUCGGAUAUUCUCACCCGGAGCAAAUUCGUUUUGUAUAAUUUGCCAUGUUGAAAAUUAAUCUGUAGCCCUUUUUGCGGCCAGUCCGUUUUUGAAACCGAUUCACAUGUUGGAAUAGACUUUCUAUGUGUUUACAUUUUCACUAAGGAGUGUUAGUGUAUCUGUUUUAAUGAAAUACUCAACGUUUUUUAGUCUUUUAUUUGUAAACUCAUUCUAAUUUUUUUAAAUUCGAUUAAAAGAUUGAAACAACUUUGCCCAGAUAAAAUAAUUUUUUUUAGAUAUAAAUAAUUGAAUGAAAAAUAAUUGGAAGCAAAGUGUAAAAAGUGUAAAGAUUGUAUAAAAAAGCACUGCUGUUCUUUUAUUUACUUAUUUAUUUUUAAAGACAUAACUGAUAUAGUGGAAAGAACGUAAUAUAAUGACUAUUUGUACAUAAAAUUAUAAAUAUAUACAUAAAAUUAAGUAUAAUUUAGCAUUAUGAUUUCUGAUGUAGGGAUAUGGUUGUGAAUGGUCAAGAGUCAGAACAAAAGGCCUAUUGGUUCUUUGUUGAUAUAUUAUAAAUGUUUAUUUAUUCUUUACAUAGUUAUAUAAGAGCCCCAAUGUAUAUUCACUAAGCCACUGUUUACAUGUAAAUUUUUAAACUAUCACUAAUUUUCACUUAUUCGUUAUCUCUUUUCGGCUCUAAAUGUGCGGUCGAUUCUUUAUUGUAUGAAAAAUAAUUUAAAAAACAAAAAAAAACUUUUUUUUUUCAUUUAUUCAUUUGAGACAAAGACCUUUUGUGUAAAAUAUAUGUAUGUAAUAUAUGGUGAUCGUAAGUAUAAUAAAUAAAAUGCCCACAACUUAGCAGUUUAUAUUAGAUAACCCGACAUUUAGGCAUGACGAAUCUGCAUUGGGUUGUUGAAAUAAUCUUAUGUAAAUAAACUGUCAUGUGUAACAAUCAGUAGCUAUACGUAUGAACAAAAAAUAUAUACGUGGUAUCAUUAUACCCCUUGUAAUAAUAUUACGAUGA